AGGAACCUUUCUCCGUUCGAGAAAGGUUCCUACACGUGAGCGAUGGCCGAGCAGACACUUCUUAUCGGUCUCUGUGACGGAGAGCUGGAUCCCAGGAAAUACGCCUCCACAUUUCUGACAAACAAAGUCGGGGGCAAACCGGACUGGUCGUCGGCUGUCACCGGGCAGUCACCCUGCUGUCGUCUUUGUAGCGCCCCGCUAGCCCAUGUGGUGCAAGUGUACUGCCCCCUCCAGGACUCUCCCUACCAUAGAAACCUUCACCUGUUCGCCUGCUGCCAGCCUGGCUGCAGCGGGACGUCCGGUAGCUGGACGGUCCUCCGCUGCCAGUGUCCGGAGGCUCUCAACCAGUCCUCCACGCCACAGGUAGUUGUUCCGUCGGCCACAGAUUGGUGUGAGUUAGCUGAUGACUGGGGAAUGGAGAGGGAGGAAGAUGAUUCUGGAUGCAGAGGAGGUGAUGAUCAUCAGCAACAGUCUGAAGAUCUGGAAACAGGAGUAAGUCCUACAGUCUGCCCCAUGGAUGUCAGCUCUGGUCUUCAACAACUCAGUCUGGUAGAAUUUGAAGACAUGCCCGUCUUCCGUCCAUUUUUCAUCAGUGUGGUGGAGGAGUCAGAACUGUGUGCGGACGACGAUCAGCUGGAGCACGCUCAGGAACUUCUGAGGGAGUAUGAGAGGAGAGAGGGCACAGCAGUGUGGGAGGGAGAGGAAGGAGGUGGUGGUGGAGGAGAGAAGUAUGAAAAGGCUGGAGCCAGACACGGAGAUGCUGCUUUCUUCAGGUUCAUGAAGGCCGUUUCGUUGUGUCCGCAGCAGAUCCUGCGCUACUGUCGCCACAGUAAACCACUCUUCAUCUCCAAGCCGCCAUCCAAAGUGAGUCAGGCGGUUCCAGCAUGCGGCUCCUGUGGAGAACCCAGGACCUUUGAGCUGCAGCUGAUGCCUGCUCUGGUCAGUCUGCUGCAGAGGACAGACAGCAGCCCAGAGGACGAACUGGAAUUUGGGACUGUGGUGGUUUAUACUUGCACUAACAGCUGCUGGACUGCAGGAACAAACUGCCCAGUGGAGGAGUACUGCUUUGUUCAGCCAGACCCAGAUCAGCAGCUCUUUAAAUGAUGGAGCAGAUUGAUUAAUCUAAUCAUCGCUUUAUACAUUAAAAAUGGAUGAAAGAACUAUACAUCCACCCAUCCAUUAUCAUACACAUUUAUUGUCCCUAGUGGGGUUAGGAGAGGUGCUGGUGCCUAUCGAGAGGUGGGGUCACCCUGGACCGGUCACCAGUCCAUCACAGAUACAUAAACAUGUGAGGAUUAACAGGCAUUAAAGCGGAUCCUGUUUUUGGUUUGUCUCAGCAGCAUUAAAACAUCAAUCAUAACCUGAGUCUGAACAAUGCUCGGUUUUCAUCAAUCAAUCAUGUUUUUAGUGUAAUACCAUAAAAAAAAGUAAAGGACAUGUGCAGACAAUUCAUGUUCUUCCAUUGAUAUGUGUAACCCCAUUUACAUUUUUUCUGCAAAUAUCCUGUAGUAAUCAGAUUGGUUAUGUUGAUGCCAAGUUAGUGCCUGACAGGUCUACUCAGAUCUGUCAUAUGUACGUGAUGCAUUCACAUUCAUAUGCAUUCUUCCCUUUAUGAAAUAAAUAAAUUCAUAUUUGUCUA
Molecule: messenger RNA, 1639 nt
Organism: Xiphophorus maculatus (southern platyfish)
Lineage: Eukaryota; Metazoa; Chordata; Actinopteri; Cyprinodontiformes; Poeciliidae
Gene: pdcd2l
Product: programmed cell death 2 like
Exons: 2
Coding region: 43-1104 (353 amino acids)
Cellular component (GO): cytoplasm
Source: RefSeq, a predicted model, not a curated record